AUGCUACUUGCCCCUCUUUUGUCGAACCAGGUUGUGAUUUUUGGUACGUCGUUCGCCCCCCGAGACCCCGUCACAUUUGUUAACACCCCGCCAAUAGUAGAGUCAAAGGUCGCCACGCAGAAGAAAAAGUGUGACGAAGGUCGUCCCAUCUGCGCGCGAUGCAAAGAGACGGGCCAGGAAUGCGUCUACGGGCCGCUGAGGCCGCGUCAACGGAGGAGCGCGGAGGGAUCCUCGGCGUCGUUUCAGCAGGGCGGCGCAGCAGACGCCCCCUCCUUGCCCCAGCCAGCACUUGGCGACGACUGGCUCGAUGCGGAUUUCCUCGACCUCAACUGGCUCGGCGCGGAUUUCUUGGGCGACGAGCUCGCGGCUGCCGCUGAGGAGUGCGACCGCGCAAGCCUGGGCCGGCCGCCGUCGCCGUCGCCGCCGCCGUCCUCCGCCGUCGCGCGCCGCCACUACGCGGGCGCAUUUUACGCCACGCCGCACCUGGAGCUCAACAUGCCGCUCUUCUCCGAGUUCACAACCAUCCGCGGCCGGCGCGUGCUGCUGGACCACUUCGCCAACACGCUGUCGCACCUCAUCGUGCUGCGCGAAGACGGCGGCAGCAACCCGUUCCAGCAGCUAGUGCUGCCCAUGUCUCGACGUAGCCCCGCCGUCGCGAGCGCCAUCUACGCGCUGUCGAGCGCGCACCUCGAGUUCCGCGGCGCGUCGGGUGGCGAGAAGUCGAGCAUCGAGUUCCAUUCCGAGGCUGCGCGCAACCUGGCGAACCUGAUUGAGCGGGGCGCAGAGGGUAACCAGAAUGAGCUCCUGGCGGCGGUCAUCUUGCUUAUUUACUAUGAGGUGCUGGUCCAUCGAGAGCGGUCGCAGAUUGUCAACGGGCAUUUGAAAGGUGCCAUGGCUAUUUUAAACCUCGGUCCCGCACCGUCGGAUCCGACAAGAGCAUUCCUCGAGCGUGCUUUUCGCUUUUACGACGUUAUUGCCGCGCUUUCCUUUCGAACGCCGACACUAUCUAGCUUGCUAGCGCCUGGGAAUACGGAUCGGUUCCUCCCCGUUGACAGCCGGGGCACCUCGCAGCCGGCCGGCAGCGCCGACGCUCUCCUCGGCAUGGCGACCUCGCUGUGGCCCAUUGUGCACCAGCUGUCGAACCUAGGCGCGCUAAAGGAUCAAGUUCUCCAGGCAGAAUCCGACCACGACACCGUGAAAUCCGAACAGCUGCGCGCAGAGCUCGAGUCUACCGCAUCAACCAUCGAAGCGUCCCUCAUCGCAUGGGAGCCAGAGCUGUCGCCCGACCAGGCCGGCACGCUACAAGCCGGCACGUCGUCCGCCGGCGGCGCCAUCGCCGGGAUCCUGGACAACGCGCGAGCGUACCAGCACUCGUCGCUGGUGCACCUGCACCGGAGCAUCCUGGGCGCGCGGCGGGAGGACGCGACGGUGCAGGCGCACGUGCGGGCGAGCCUGCGGUUCUGCGUGGGCACGGUGGAGAGCGCGGGCCCGAUGGGGGCGCUGCUGUGGCCGCUGUUCGUGGCGGCGUGCGAGGCGCGGCUGACGUCGGACCGGGCGCUCGCGGAGCAGGCGUUUGCGAGCAUCGACAAGCAUCAGGGCAUGGCCAACAUUGGGCAGUCGUGGCGGAUUGUGCGCGAGGUAUGGCGGCGGGCGGACGAGAGGGCGGCUAAUGAUGGGCAGGGGGAUGAGGGGGAGCCGGCGCCGCGGAACGGGGACGACGAUGGGGAGGGAGGAGUAGCGGAGCUUGGCAUCGAUCUGCAAAAAAGUAGUCUUGAGGGGUUUAUGAGGGGGCCAGAAUUUGGAGAGGAAGAUCUGUGGCGGAAGGUGUGUAGGGAUAUGGAGUUGUCGGUGGUGUUUGGAUAA
Molecule: messenger RNA, 1863 nt
Organism: Cordyceps fumosorosea ARSEF 2679
Lineage: Eukaryota; Fungi; Ascomycota; Sordariomycetes; Hypocreales; Cordycipitaceae
Exons: 4
Coding region: 1-1863 (620 amino acids)
Biological process (GO): positive regulation of transcription by RNA polymerase II
Cellular component (GO): nucleus
Molecular function (GO): DNA-binding transcription factor activity, RNA polymerase II-specific; transcription cis-regulatory region binding; zinc ion binding
Source: RefSeq, a predicted model, not a curated record